Molecule: messenger RNA, 2749 nt
Organism: Frankliniella occidentalis (western flower thrips)
Lineage: Eukaryota; Metazoa; Arthropoda; Insecta; Thysanoptera; Thripidae
Gene: Pus7
Product: pseudouridylate synthase 7 homolog
Exons: 11
Coding region: 355-2685 (776 amino acids)
Biological process (GO): pseudouridine synthesis
Cellular component (GO): nucleus
Molecular function (GO): pseudouridine synthase activity; RNA binding
Source: RefSeq, a predicted model, not a curated record
AAAAUUUUCGAAUUUUAUCAACAAAACAAAACAAAAAACAACAACUGCUUGAAAAAGUUAAAACAUUCAGAGACAUGUUGUUCUUAAAUUAAUUCGAGAUUAAAGCAAAGAGUCGUUUGAAUAAUUAUUCGAAACUUAAAACGGUACUUCUGGUUCUUUCAAAUUUCUUAACUUUUUUCCAUUAUUUGUGUCAUGUUUUUACUCCUUCCACACUAACAUCGAUUUUGACAAGGCGCGUAGUUCAGUUCAGAAAGGGUUGUGUUUUGUUGUUUUGAUCCCUCACCACAUUUCGUUUUGAGGUUAAGACGUGAUAUUUUGUGACAUUAUUUCAUUCAACAAGUAUUUGAAUUUGAAAUGAGGGGUGAUGGUAAGAACCGGGGCAGAGGAAGGGGGAGAGGUGGGCGUGGAGGACCUCACCGAGGGCACCGCUGGCGUGGUGGCUUUCGUGGGGAAAGACCUUCAGCAGCCGGCUUCAAUCAAAACAAGGGCAGCAAGGUAUCUCAGCAGGUGAUGACACCUCGUUUGUCUGAAGUUGAAGUAGGAAUAACAGAAUUCAUAAGCAAACACGAAGGAUUCACAGCUGUCAUGAAACAUCGGUUUUCUGACUUUCAUGUAAAUGAAAUUGACUGUGACGGAAAUUUGGUGAAGUUGACAUCGCUUGAUAUUCCAAUUGAAGAAAAUGUGACCGUUGAACGACAUGAACUUAUUCCUAUAGAAGUCUGGGAGAAAAUAUGUAAUAUGGUCCAAAACUAUUCAAAAUCUCUAUCAUCAAACAACACCAAGUGUAGUAAGCCAGCUUUAUCAGAAAAUGCAGAGACUAUGCAGAAAGGUCCAGGAAAUGAGUCUGAUAUAAUUUCUGGAAAGAACUGUAAUCCUCCUGAUGUACCUCAGGGUUCUGAGCAGCCUGGGAAAAGCCCAUCAACUUCUACCAAUGAAGAAUCACAGUCAGUUGAACUUGAUGUGACGGAUAUGGAUAAGGAUGGCCGACGUGCCAUACAUACAUGUGUCAAGUUAGCUUUUAAAGAGGUCAAUGGUAACACAAUAGAUAAAGACGGAAAAAAAAUUGUUACAUUUAGAGUAGGAAAGGGUACAAAAGACAAUAGAGGAAAGUGGCCAGCCUCUAGAAAAGGGGAGUAUUUGCAUUUUGUUGUUCACAAGAGAAAUACGGACACAUCUGAAACUGUAAAUUUGAUAUCAAAGAAGCUAUGGAUGAAACCUAGCAGUUUGACUUUUGCUGGCACUAAAGAUAGACGUGGAAUUACAAGCCAACUUAUGUGUAUAAGGAGGGGAGAACCAUCUCGCCUUUUCAAUUUAAGUAAAGGCCUUCAUAAUGUGUGCUUAGGCAACUUUACCUUUAAAGAAAACUCUCUCAAGCUGGGUGAUCUUAAGGGUAAUCAAUUUAGAAUUGCUCUCAGGUUUGUAAAUGGUUCUGAUGAUCAAAUUACUACUGGUCUAGAGUCAUUACGGAAUAAUGGCUUUGUAAACUAUUAUGGACUGCAGCGAUUUGGAACAAAUAUAGCUGUGCCAACUCAUUCUGUUGGAAAAUGUCUCUUCCUGGGUGAUUGGGAGAAGGCAGUUAAUUUAAUCCUUCAACCUCGCGAGAGUUUUCCUGCAUUAAAAGCAGCUUUAGAUGAGUGGAGGUCGAGUAAAGAUGCCAAAGCUGCUUUGGGUAAAUUGCCUCGUAUGACCCAUAGCCUGGAAGAGUGUUUACUCCAGGGUCUCAUUAAGUUUGGACGUACAGAUUUUGUAAAUGCCUUGACAAUGGUACCAAGGAAUAGUCGUCUCAUGUAUUUGCAUGCUUAUCAAAGUUUAAUUUGGAACAAAGCAGUGUCACAACGAAUCAAAGAAUUUGGUUUCCAGCCUGUUGUAGGGGAUUUAGUUUUGGUGAAAUCUGAAAAAGAAUCAAAUGCCGAAGAAGAAUGUGUGAUACUUGAUGAUAGUGCUUUCGCAUCAUCUGGCGAGGUUGAGAUUGCAGAAAGAUAUAAAAAACAAGAUGUUCGGUGCAUAACUGAAGAUGACAUUGGCAAUUUUAAAAUGGAAGAUGUUGUGCUCCCCCUGCCUGGCUGGGAUAUUGUAUACCCCAGUAACAGUAUUGGUGACUUCAUGAAAAAUUUACUGAAGGAAGAUGGCUUGUCAUCAGAAACGAAACAACAUAGUGUUAAACAAUACAAUGUUGGUGGUACUUAUCGUCAUAUAAUAGCAAAGGUGGACAAAUUAAAGUGGGAAAUUGUUCAUUAUAAUGACCCAGAAAAAGAUUUAAUCUUAUCAGAUUUUGAGGAACUAAAAGGAAAAGUCAUCAGUAAAGAUGAACCAAAAGAUGCAAAGUACAAGGCUAUCAUUAUGUCUAUGUGUUUGGAACCAUCUACAUAUGCUACUAUGGCUAUUAGAGAAAUCACCAAGACAGACACCUCAGCAUCCACCCAAGCAUCAAUUUCUGCUGCUUCAGUACCCAUGGAAGAUAGUAAACCUUCUGAAGUGGCUGUUGUGAAAGCCAGUGAUAACAAUGAUAAAGAGUCAACGGAUGAUACUACAAAGAAUACAGAGGAUGUAAAAGCACUUGGUACUGAUCAAUUGUCAGUUCAAAAUGAUAUGGAUGUGCAAAAUAGUAGUGUAAGUGGAGUAAAGCGAAAAAUUGAUGAAUUACCAGAUGAUAUCAUUGCCGAAAAGAAACUAAAGGAGACUUAAUUGUAGUCUGCAACAAAUGAUGUUAACUAUUUACUGGAAUAAACAUUGCUAUUCAGUUUUGUAA